Synchiropus splendidus (mandarinfish) is the source of this 5176-nucleotide messenger RNA. RefSeq names its product collagen, type I, alpha 1b (gene col1a1b). Gene Ontology annotation, cellular component: cytoplasm. The record is from RefSeq and is a predicted model, not a curated record. Lineage: Eukaryota; Metazoa; Chordata; Actinopteri; Syngnathiformes; Callionymidae. Bases 128 to 4477 code for a protein of 1449 amino acids. Gene Ontology annotation, biological process: skeletal system development. Gene Ontology annotation, molecular function: protein binding; extracellular matrix structural constituent. The transcript has 51 exons.
UUCUGCUGGGGUCUGGAUCGGACGUUACGCACACAGACCGGACCCUACCGUGUAUGAGCGCCUGAGGAGAAAGCGAGCGGAUUCCCCCCCUUUUGUCGCAAAGAAUCUACAUGUCUAAUAUUUAGACAUGUUCAGCUUUGUGGAUAUUCGGUUAGCGCUUCUGCUCAGCGCGACUGUGCUUUUGGCGAGAGGUCAAGGCGAGGAUGAUAGCCCAUUUGGCAGCUGCACAUUAGAUGGACAGUUGUACAAUGACAAGGACGUGUGGAAACCCGAACCCUGCCAGAUCUGCGUCUGCGACAGCGGGACCGUCAUGUGCGACGAGGUGAUCUGCGAGGACACAUCCGAUUGCGCCGACCCGAUCAUCCCAGACGGAGAGUGCUGCCCUAUCUGCCCCGACACCGAGGUACCCCAGAUACCUGACUACGAGACAACAAAUGGAGCAGUUGGGCCCAAAGGAGACCAGGGUCCAGUUGGUCCCCCAGGCAACGAUGGUAUUCCCGGACAGCCCGGCCAGCCAGGCCCACCCGGGCCCCCUGGCACCCCUGGCCUUGGCGGAAACUUCUCUCCUCAAAUGAGCUAUGGAGACCACUCCAAAGCCAGUGGCCCUCCAGUCCCUGGCCCCAUGGGUCCCAUGGGUCCACGUGGUCCACCUGGACCCUCUGGCUCAUCUGGCCCUCAGGGAUUCACUGGCCCUGCUGGAGAGCCUGGUGAGCCUGGCGCAAGCGGUCCCAUGGGUCCACGUGGUCCUGCUGGCCCCCUUGGAAAGAAUGGAGAUGAUGGUGAACCUGGAAAACCUGGCCGCCCUGGUGAGCGUGGACCCGCCGGUCCUCAGGGAGCUCGUGGAUUCCCCGGAACUCCUGGACUUCCAGGCAUCAAGGGACACAGAGGUUUCAGCGGUUUGGAUGGAGCUAAGGGAGAUGCCGGACCUGCUGGACCCAAGGGAGAGCCUGGUGCACCUGGUGAGAAUGGUGUCCCCGGAGCCAUGGGUGCUCGUGGUCUUCCUGGUGAGAGAGGCCGCCCUGGCGCUCCCGGCCCUGCUGGUGCUCGUGGUAACGACGGUAACAGUGGCCCUGCUGGACCCCCUGGACCUACUGGACCCGCUGGUCCCCCUGGAUUCCCCGGUGGUGCUGGAGCUAAGGGAGAGAGUGGUCCCCAGGGAGGCCGUGGAAAUGAGGGACCCCAAGGAGCCCGUGGUGAGCCUGGUAACCCUGGACCUGCUGGCCCCGCUGGACCUGCUGGUGCCCCUGGAUCUGAUGGCUCUGCUGGUGCUAAGGGUGCCACUGGUGCAGCUGGUAUUGCUGGUGCUCCUGGCUUCCCUGGUGCUCGUGGUCCUGCUGGAGGCCAAGGUGCUGUCGGUGCUCCCGGUCCCAAGGGAAACAAUGGUGAUCCCGGUCCCUCAGGCCCUAAGGGAGAGCCCGGUGCUAAAGGAGAGCCUGGCCCCGGUGGAGUUCAAGGAGCUCCUGGCCCCUCUGGUGAGGAGGGCAAGAGAGGACCCCGCGGAGAGCCUGGUGGUGCUGGACCUCGCGGACCCCCCGGAGAGCGUGGUGCCCCUGGUGCUCGUGGUUUCCCUGGUGCUGACGGAGGUGCUGGUGGAAAGGGAGCCCCUGGUGAGCGUGGUGCCACCGGCCCCAUGGGAAGCCAGGGAGCCACUGGUGAGUCUGGCAGCCCCGGUGCUCCUGGUGCCCCUGGAGCAAAGGGUGUGACUGGAAGCCCUGGAAGUCCUGGUGCUGACGGCAAAGUUGGACCUGCUGGUGUUACUGGUCAAGAUGGCCGCCCCGGACCUCCUGGCCCAAGUGGACCCAGAGGACAACCUGGAGUCAUGGGAUUCCCUGGACCCAAGGGAACCGCUGGCGAGAAUGGAAAGGGUGGAGAGCGAGGACCUGCUGGAGCUGUUGGCUCUGUUGGUGCCCCUGGUAAAGACGGUGACGUUGGUGCUCCUGGACCUUCUGGCCCCGCUGGACCAGCAGGAGAGAAGGGUGAGCAAGGACCUGGUGGACCUCCCGGAUUCCAGGGUCUGCCUGGACCCCAAGGUGUUACUGGUGAGACUGGCAAGCCUGGCGAGCAGGGUGCCCCUGGUGAGGGUGGACCCCCUGGCCCAUCUGGACCAAGAGGCGAAAGAGGUUUCCCCGGUGAGCGUGGUGCUCCUGGCAUUGCUGGUCCUACUGGUCCCCGUGGUGCGAAUGGAGCCUCUGGAAACGAAGGACCCAAGGGAGAGCCUGGCGCUGCUGGUGCCCCCGGUGGUAUGGGAGCCCCUGGUAUGCAGGGAAUGCCCGGUGAGCGUGGAGCCUCAGGUCUGCCUGGCGUCAAGGGAGAGAGAGGUGAAGCUGGUCUCAAGGGAUCCGAUGGUGGUCCAGGAAAAGAUGGUGCUCGUGGUCUGACCGGUGCUAUCGGAGUCCCAGGACCCCCUGGUGGUCAGGGAGAGAAGGGAGAGCCUGGUGCUGUUGGUGUUGCUGGACCUAGUGGACCUCGUGGUGCCCCUGGUGAGCGUGGAGAGUCUGGCCCACCUGGACCUGCCGGAUUUGCUGGACCUCCUGGUGCUGACGGUCAGCCUGGUGCUAAGGGAGAGAAUGGUGAUACUGGACCUAAGGGAGAUGCUGGUGCUCCUGGACCAUCUGGACCUAUCGGAGCAGCUGGACCUCAGGGACCAGCUGGUCCACCUGGAGCCAAGGGUGCCAGUGGUGGCGUUGGAUCUCCCGGUGCUACUGGUUUCCCUGGACCUGCUGGCAGAGUUGGACCCCCCGGCCCUGCUGGAGCUGCCGGACCUCCUGGACCUGGCGGUCCUGUUGGCAAAGAUGGACCCAGAGGCGCUCGUGGUGAGACUGGUGCUGCUGGCCGCCCUGGUGAGGUUGGCGGUGUCGGACCUGCUGGUGUGACUGGUGAGAAGGGCUCUCCUGGUGCUGACGGAGCCCCUGGUGCCCCCGGUAACCCUGGACCUCAAGGUAUUGCUGGACAGCGUGGUAUCGUCGGUCUUCCUGGACAGCGCGGAGAGCGUGGUUUCCCUGGUCUGCCCGGACCUUCUGGUGAGCCCGGCAAGCAGGGAUCAGUCGGUGCUGUUGGUGAGCGUGGACCCCCAGGACCUGCUGGACCCCCUGGACUGUCUGGUGCCCCCGGAGAGGCUGGUCGUGAGGGAUCUCAGGGACACGAUGGUGCCCCUGGUCGCGAUGGUGCUGCUGGCCCCAAGGGAGACCGUGGUGAGACUGGUAUGGCUGGACCACCUGGACCCCCUGGUGCUCCUGGAGCCCCUGGUAUGGUUGGCCCAUCUGGCAAGAGUGGUGAUCGUGGAGAGACUGGUCCUGCUGGUCCUGCUGGCCCCGCCGGUCCUGCUGGUGUUCGUGGUCCUGCUGGGCCUGCUGGUGCUAAGGGAGACAGAGGAGAGGCCGGUGAGGCUGGAGAGAGAGGCCACAAGGGACACAGAGGAUUCACUGGCAUGCAAGGACUGCCCGGACCUGCUGGAACUACCGGAGAGAGAGGACCUGCUGGUGUUUCUGGACCUGCUGGACCUAGAGGACCUGCUGGAUCAAAUGGCUCCCCUGGUAAGGAUGGCAUGAACGGACACCCUGGACCCAUGGGACCCCCUGGACCUCGUGGACGCAACGGAGAGAUGGGACCUGCUGGUCCUCCUGGACCUCCCGGACCCCCUGGUGCUCCUGGACCUGCUGGUGGUGGAUUUGACUUCAUCAGCGCACCUGCCCAAGAGAAGGCUCCCGAUCCCUUCCGUGGUGGCCACUAUCGUGCCGAUGACCCCACAGCCAUUCGCGACCGCGACAAUGAGGUUGACACCACUCUGAAGACCCUGACCCAGAAGGUGGAGAGCAUCCGCAGCCCUGAUGGCACCCAGAAGAGCCCAGCCCGUAUGUGCCGUGACCUGAGAAUGUGCCACCCUGAAUGGAAGAGCGGCACCUACUGGGUUGACCCCAACCAGGGCUCCGCUCUUGACGCCAUCAAGGUCCACUGCAACAUGGAGACUGGAGAGACCUGCCUCUUCCCCACUCAGAGCACCAUCCCCAUGAAGAACUGGUACCGCAGCAAGAACCCCAGAGAGAAGAAGCCCAUCUGGUUCAGCGAGGCCAUGCAGGGUGGAUUCCAGUUCCAGUAUGGCAGCGCUGAUGCCGAUCCUGAGGAUGUCAGCAUCCAGAUGGCCUUCAUGCGCUUGAUGUCCAACCAGGCCUCUCAAAACAUCACCUAUCACUGCAAGAACAGCGUUGCCUACAUGGAUGCCGCUACUGGCAACCUGAAGAAGGCAAUGACUCUUGGUGGAUCCAACGACGUUGAGAUCAGAGCCGAGGGCAACAGCCGCUUCACAUACAGUGUCAGCGAGGAUGGAUGCACGUCACACACCGGCGCCUGGGGCAAGACAGUCAUUGACUACAAGACAACGAAAACAUCCCGCCUGCCUAUCAUUGACAUUGCUCCUAUGGAUGUUGGUGGACCAGAUCAAGAGUUUGGCGUGGAAAUCGGUCCCGUCUGCUUCUUGUAAAACAGAGAAAAACAUGGACAUUGUUGUUGUUUUUUCUAGCGGUCAUCUCUAAACCCUCUAUCUUUGCGUUCAUUUGGCUGCUUAACCCCCAAAACAAAACCACUCGGCUGAAGACGGCGCAUCGGGAUUUUCACCGAUAAGGGACACUUACAAAAACUCCCAUCGAUGCAUUCUUGUGUAAAAUCUAAAUAAAUUCCCGCCCGGAGAGUGAGGAGAAGAAAAAACCCGGAAGGACAUUCAGAACAACAACACAUGAUUGUACCGUUUCCCCUGGUGUUAAAUAAAUUGUAAAAAGUGUCAAGUGUCUCUUUGUGAUAAAGUUUUUAAAUAAAAAAAACUAAGACGAACCAGCAAAUAACAAGCCGCUCGCCUUCAUUUGGAACUCUAAGAUGGCUACCUCACUAUGAAAGUGAUUUCUCCGACGGUGCUAUAACCAGACUGUAUCUUCACCACUUGCGAAUUUUGGUGCUAACAAACCCGCUCAAUUACUUUUUUGUACAAUUCAAUCAACACACAAUUCACUCCCCUCCCGAACCCAUGUUAAUGUUGUUUGUUUGUGUCAUACUUUGGCAAAAAAAAAAAAAAAGGUUUUCGUGAAAACUGAAGCAGAGCCACUUUCCUGAUUGCAAAGAGAGAAUCUGUACUUAUUUUGUACAUGUAUAAUAAAUCGAAGAUGUUUUUAAUUAUUUUGGGUGCUGA